Molecule: messenger RNA, 1275 nt
Organism: Symbiodinium necroappetens
Lineage: Eukaryota; Dinophyceae; Suessiales; Symbiodiniaceae
Source: the annotation of a GenBank genome assembly
AUGGCGGCAGAUCAGGGAGGAAACAAUGGGCAGCCUGUGGCGCAGCCCGUGAGCAGGGAGAAGAUCUUGCAUGCGCUUGCGUCUCUCAUGGCCAACAAAGAUGCAGCCUACGUUGCAGGGGUACGCAGCCGGGCAGCGAAGGGGAACUUGCAGAUCAAGGGGGAGAGCAUCACCGCCGAGAUCGUGGAUGAAGCGCUCACACGCCUGCCCAAGACGGAAGAGAAGGCCAAGGUGGCGGAGGCGGCUCCGGCAGUCGGUGCUCGCUGGACCCCAUCCUCUGCUUCCAUUGCAUCCAUCGUCAGCAAGGCGCUGAUGGAGUGUGAAGAUGCUGAGCAGUACAUGGAGCGGGUCCGGGUUGUCGGGGAUGCCAAGGUGGCAGUCUUGCCAAAGCCAGACGUCAACACCACGCCCACUGGGGAAUUCCUCUGUUCAGAGGAGUGGGCAGACACUGUGGCACGAAUGGUGAAUCGCAAGGACGGCCGUGUCUACGUGCGUCUUCGCAACUUCAGCGGCUGGGUAUCCUCACGAUCCCGCAAUGACUACAACAAGGUCGUGCUGGACGUGGAGGAAGGUAAGGCUCCCUUGGAGCCCGGCACUGCGCAGGUUAUCGCAACCAGCCGGGCCAUGCGCCUGCUGCCGCACAUGACGCAGGAAGGCUACCAGGUCUCCAAUGCCAGCGGCACGAAGGUCCGUCGCUUCCGCACCACUGUUAUCACGCCGAUCCUUCAAACGGCCGAUUGCAGCGCUGCCAAUGUUGCCAAGCUGCAGCCAAAGGAGGAGUUUCUUUCAGAUGGCGCCUUCCUCCGUGCUGCGGACGGCCGAGCCUACCUUCACCUCAAGGAUGGCAAGGGUUGGAUCUGCGAGCGCACGAAGUCGGAUUUUUCCAAGCUGGCUAUCGAACCUUGUGGCUCCGCCGAAGAUCUCGUCGAGGAGAUUGAGGAGCCCGGGGUUCCGCAGCCUGCGCGGGCCCGUGCCGGGGGCAAGAAGAAGGUCUUCCUGCUGGAGCAUGCCGAAGUUACCGAAGUCGAGACCGUGGCCCACGAUGCUGCACAGCCAGGGGCCGAUGCCGAGGCAGCACCACCUGAGGUGGUCUUUCGCUCCGACGCAGAGAUCUGGCCUGAGGAAUAUCACCCUCCAAAGCCCAUCGGACGCACCACGCGCUUGGCACUUCGGCGCCUUUUCGUCUGUCACGGGAAGAAGGUGAAGGAGUGUGAAGAGGAUCCUGGCAGUCUUCAUGACCUGGGCCUUUCGUCAUUCGGGGUUCGGCGGUUUUGA